Botrytis cinerea B05.10 is the source of this 1563-nucleotide messenger RNA. RefSeq lists its product as hypothetical. The record is from RefSeq and is a predicted model, not a curated record. NCBI's taxonomy places the organism in Eukaryota, Fungi, Ascomycota, Leotiomycetes, Helotiales, Sclerotiniaceae. The transcript has a single exon. The coding region runs from base 309 to 1517 and encodes 402 amino acids.
GAGGAAACUGAAGGACAAAGUUUCCCUGAAUGGUAAAAUGGAGAGAUAAGAUGCGUUUGAGCUCGAAAUGAUGCUACUACUACAAGCUUGUCAAAAUUACAAACUGCAUCGUGCAUGGCAUAUAUCAGAUAUCAUGUCAGACUACGAGGUCAAUACCCUUUUGGGAAGUAGUUUCGCACAAGCCAAAAGCUACUGAGCCCGAUCAAGUUAUAUAAGUACUAGGCACUCAGUAAAAGAUUAGGCUGGUCGUUCAACUUUCGAUAUUCAUAAUCAUUCAUUGGAAUUGUAUAUGGAUUAUUGUGACCACCAUGGCAAAUUACACACCUGUCAUCGUAUGCGCAUAUAUUUUUCUAGUUGUGGCGCAAGCAGCAUUGAAUAUUUCACUAAGCACAACUAUCUCCAUGGAUCCAGAAUCAACCUACUUAAUACUUCCUAAUUAUUACGGCAAUAUCAGUCAGAGUUUUAUCGAUACGCAAACAAACAAUGCGAAUUUAUCAGUCUUACUCACUUCCGCAAAGGCAAGCGCAUUCAUAUCCUACGAUCCUGAAUUCCUGAAACUACUAGGUCUAAAUCCCACGGCCACUCUUAUUGCCCAGCGAAAUAAUUCGUUCGCGAACGAAGCCGGUAUAUGGGUACCAGAUCGCAAUGAAGUGUGGUUUACAAGCUCUUCAGUGGAUGACACUACGACGAUCUCGGUUUUGAACCUCAACACUUCCAAAAUACACACCCCAUUUACUAGUAUCCCCAUAAUAAACCCCAAUGGAGGGACUUAUUUCAAUCAUCUUGUAUAUUUCGCUGGUGAUGGCAAUGCCACUAUUUCUCCUGCAAUCUAUGCUAUCGACCCAGCCACAGGCUACACAGAAGUCAUCAUAAACUCCUACUUCGGUGUCCCAUUCAAUGGACCUAAUGAUCUCACCUGGGUAAAUCAUUAUGGAACUCCCUAUCUGUUCUUUACCGACGACCCGCUCUCCUCGCUUUACGAUGGUGGACCAUCAGCCGUUCUCCCAGAUGCCGUCUGGCGUUUCUCUCCCACAACAAAGUCUCUUGUUCCUGUGAUAUCCCGUGCAGAUAUCUUGGUACCUAAUGGUAUUAACGUUGAUGCUGCCAUGAAUAUACUCUACAUUACCGAUACCACACCCAUAACAACAACCGAUUCUGGUGGAUACAAUUCCGGCUCCAAUGCUAUUUAUAAGUUCGAUCUCGAUUCUGACACGUUCCCUAUCAAUAAAAGACUAAUUGGAAUCUCGAGAAAAGGAAUCCCGGAUGGUAUUCACGUAGAUGAUAAGAGUAGAAUAUGGACGGCUGAGGGUGAAGGAAUUGUAGUGAGAAAUAAUGUGGGAAAAGUGUUGGGGUUGUUCAAUGCGGAGCUCUUUCUGGACGAUCCCGUGGGAGAACCGGGUAUUGAGAUUGCAAACUUCGCUUUGGCGGGCGACGUCUUGGUUGUGGAGGGAAGUGGGAAGUUGUGGACUGUGAAACUUGCAGAGGUGGUUGUGAGUCCAAAUCGCUAUGUACUUUGAUGUCUAGGUUGUUGUAUCGACUAGUAAACAAUAACUCGAACGAGCA